Molecule: messenger RNA, 2070 nt
Organism: Drosophila virilis
Lineage: Eukaryota; Metazoa; Arthropoda; Insecta; Diptera; Drosophilidae
Gene: d4
Product: double PHD fingers d4
Biological process (GO): positive regulation of transcription by RNA polymerase II
Cellular component (GO): MLL3/4 complex
Molecular function (GO): histone H3K4 methyltransferase activity; histone binding; transcription coactivator activity
Source: RefSeq, a predicted model, not a curated record
ACGUGACAACUCUGGACUUGACAGUCUUGUUUUGUGGCAUAAAAACUUGUUUGCGAAAGCAGCCGAAGAAAAAAUGUGUGUUUCUGGUGUAUAAUACUGGUUGGAUUGCCGAAAACUAUUUAAAUACAUUAAUCCGGUGUGUGUUUGCUUGUCUUAUUUAUUAAAUACGCCGUGGUUCAUUGCGGGUACGUCGUGUUGCUUUCACAGUGACGCCGACGUUAACAAUAUGGCUUCCGAAAUCGCGGUGGUAAACAUUGGAAACUUUGAAAAAAUACAGAACUUUUUAAAUGACACCGCUUAUAAGGAAAUUCUUGAGAAUAGCGAGAACUUUAACACGCGGCUCUGCAUCGAGCGACGGCUGCGAAUGCCAUUCCUCGACCCCCAGACAGGCGUCGCACAGACGCACUGCGCGCUCUUUAUGAAACGAAAGCAGCGUAUGCCCGGCUUCCGACAUGGCCAAAUAUACACGUAUCCUUCUGCCCGCUGGCGCAAACCGAAACGACAAUAUUUACUUAAUCCACAUCACAGCUACCGCGCCUACCAAUACCGGGAGCAUCAUCUCUCCCACCAGCAUCAGCACCAUCAUGUACCGACCUCUGGUCCUGGAACGGUCAGCGCACGUGAUCAUCAUCAGGCCGAAAGUGCAGCUAUUGUGGCCACAGAUGGCAAUUCAAUGGGCGCUUCGGGGGACAAUGACAGCAAGGAUUCUCAUGCUAAUGCCGAGAAGGAUUGGUUCCAUGAGGACAUGGACUCGUCGCAUUAUCAUCAUGCCGAUGACUACGAGGACGACUUUGACUCCGACAACGAUUUCGACGAGUCCUACAGUAGUAGAGGAAAACGCAAGCGCGGCUCACGACCCCGGCGUUCAAAUGCAACUGUGGAUGGUACUCCGAAACGGGGACGUAAGGGUGGCGGCAAUCGUCGUCGAAAUGCACCUGAAGGCGAUACUCCGGAUCGAAGAAGGCGCGCCGCUGGCAAUAAUGCCAACACUUCUGCUGCAGCUGCAGCAGCUGCUGCGGCUGUUGCACACGCCGCAAGCACUGCGGCCGCAGCAGCAGCUACGGGCCUUUACGCAACGCACUCUAACUCAGCAUCACCCAUUCCCAUUAUCGAUGAAACCUCACAAUCGGCUCUGGUCAUGACGGCAACGCUUGCUACAUCAUACGAUAAGUCUGCACUGAAUGAUGCAGGUGCUUCAAAUGAUUCAAUCCCUUUGGCCACAAUGGCUAACAUGAGCAUGUCGACAACACCAACUGCUAAUCCAACUGUAUUCACAACUGUAACUGCGCCGCCAGCUAAUCCAUUGGCAAGUCCCAAAAAGAACAAGUUAAGGGCGGAGCGUGAAGUUGCGCAACCUUCCCCGUACUGCGACUUCUGUUUGGGCGAUCAGCGUGAAAACAAGAAAACCAACAUGCCCGAAGAGCUAGUAUCUUGCUCCGACUGCGGCCGCUCUGGCCAUCCAUCGUGUCUACAGUUUACGCCCAACAUGAUAAUAUCGGUUAAGCGCUACCGCUGGCAGUGCAUCGAAUGUAAAUAUUGUUCUAUUUGUGGCACCUCCGAUAACGACGACCAGCUGCUUUUCUGCGACGACUGUGAUCGCGGUUACCAUAUGUAUUGUUUGUCGCCACCAUUGGUAACGCCGCCCGAGGGCUCCUGGAGCUGUAAACUCUGUAUGGAGGAGUUUCACAAGCACAAGUAAAAUUAAAUUUCUAAUUUAAGGCGUCGGUACAGAUGUAAAUUUAAUUUGUGUUUCCACUUACAUGCAGCUUUUGAAAUUACGUAUCUAUAAUUUUAUUUUGAUUUUAAGUAUGCUUUAGUAAGUUUUUAAUCUUAUGUAACUAUUUAAUUUAAUUUCGUAUUCGUAACUACGCUUAUAUGGACCGCCCCAAGUAUUCUAAGUAUUCCCAGCCUUCCAAGCAAAAUGAAUGUAACAUUUUCAUCAAACAAGGUCGUUAAGCAUUUUAAUCCUUAUCGUAUCAUUUAUUUACACUUUUUUAUGUAAAUCUUACGAAAUAAUCUACGAAAUUAUAAUUACCCUUAUACCAAUAAAUACUGCAUGCCUUUUGCAUA